UGAAUGAAUCAUCAGCCUUGGCUGCUUCUCCAAGUAAAAAAAAAACCUUAAGCCCUCUUUAAAAAAUCCCUAAAUUCCAAUAAGAAGCAGAGCAAUCAGAGUUGACGGAUCUUUAAAUCGGAAGAAUGGGUUUGACGAAUUUCAUAGCGACGGUGGUUGGAGUAGGCGCCGUGGUGUUGUUAUUGAAGGGUGACGUCAAGCAAACUGCCACCGUCGUAAGGCGUAACGUCAAGCACAUCCGCCACUGGCUCGAAGAAGAAUCCUCCGCCGCCUCCAAGUCGGCAGCUGAGGCCAUAAAACCAAAGGAAAUAGAGACAAAGAUUCCGAAGAAGGACAUUCCAAAAGACAAGGAUUAAGUGUGCCACUAUAGAUAUAAUACUACCAAGAGUCUUUGUUAGAGUCGGAUUUAUGACUUCGGUUUCAACACUAUUGUCUACUUAACUAUUUUUUAGCUGAGGUUUGUUGGUUUUUAUGUUUUAAAGGGGGUUUUUUUGUAUCGAUCUCACCUCUUUAACGUUUAAAGCAUUCUUGAAAGCUAAACACAAUAAUAUAUUAUCUCUGUCUUUUCAAUU
Camelina sativa (false flax) is the source of this 572-nucleotide messenger RNA. RefSeq lists its product as uncharacterized. NCBI's taxonomy places the organism in Eukaryota, Viridiplantae, Streptophyta, Magnoliopsida, Brassicales, Brassicaceae. The record is from RefSeq and is a predicted model, not a curated record.